UCAAUAUUGCCAUGAAAAAUUCAUUAAAUCCUUCUUCCCACGCACACCUUUUAAGGCAUAUUCACUCCUUGACAAAUCAAUACAUCUAUCACAACAAGAUCUUGCAAUUUUUGCGAUUACUCUUUCCUUUGUCAAAUCCCAAAUCCCGUUCUUCCUGAAUCCUGAUUCCGUAUUGCAUUGUGUCCUUCACCGUCUCUACUCUACUCUCUCUCUCUCUACUCUUCUCUCUCUCACUUUACCCUAAAAAGAGCCACUCAUUUUCUUCAUAAGCACCUCUCAAGCAGCAGUCUUUUCAGCCCAGGCUUUAAGACAGAGAGACAGAGAGAGUGAGAGAGACCAGAGAGGAGAAGAGAGGGGUCUGAAAUAGUCCUAUUGGGUUCUCUUCAUUUUGGGGUUUUGGCCUUGCAUCAUAUCCAUUGUUCUUUCUUCCCCUGUUGAUUCUUUAUUUGAUUACAAGGUUCAAUCUUUAUCAUCUGUAUGCACUCUCAUGAACACAGACUAAAUAUACAGAUAAAACCCAACUCAAAGAUCGAGUCUUUUUGUGUUUUGGUUUCAUAGUGAAGAGAUUUUCUUAAUCCCAAGUGAGGGAGAGAAAGAAAGAGAGAGUUUUUUUGUGUCCCUUUUGUUCUUGUUGCAAUGGCACCCAGUUUUGACUGUGCAGUUUCAAGCCUGCUUUGCGCAGAAGACAACCUUUUUUAUGACAAUGAUUUUGGGUCUUUGAGGGUUGAGGUUGAGUCUGAGGAGGUUACUUGGAAUCGUCACAGAAACAAUAAUCAAAACCGGGGCUUUGAUAAUGAUGAAGAAGAUGGGCUGCCAUUGCAGAGUAGUGAUGAGUAUUUGGCUUCUAUUAUUGAAAAGGAAUCACACCACUUGCCUCGUGUUGAUUACUUGAAGAGAUUGCAAAGUGGGGAUUUGGACCUUGGGGCUAGAAAUGAGGCUGUUGAUUGGAUUCAAAAGGCAAAUUCCCAUUUCAGCUUUGGACCUCUGUGUCAAUAUCUAUCUGUAAGCUACUUGGAUCGCUUCCUUUCGGCCUAUGAAAUACCUAAUGGCAAAGCUUGGACUAUGCAAUUGUUGGCUGUGGCAUGUUUGUCCCUCGCAGCCAAAAUGGACGAGAUUGAUGUCCCACUCUCUCUUGAUUUACAGGUGGCCGAGUCAAAAUAUGUAUUUGAGGCUAGAACUAUUCAAAGAAUGGAGCUACUGGUCUUGAGCACAUUGAGAUGGAGAAUGCAAGCAGUUACUCCAAUCUCAUUCAUAGAUUCCUUCCUAGUCAAGCUCAAUGAGGACAAAAUCCCACUUAAAGCUUCAAUCUUUAGAGCAGUUCAACUCAUAUUGAGCACAACCAAGGGAAUUGACUUCUUGGAAUUUAAACCAUCAGAGGUUGCAGCAGCAGUGGCAAUAUCUGUAGCAGGAGAAAGCAAAGCAUUAGAUGACACUGAGAAAGCAAUCUCUGUGCUCAUCCAACAUGUCGACUUAGAAAAGGAGAGAGUGGUAAAGUGUGUAAAUGUGAUUCAAGAUGCUGGAUUAAUGAGUGGGGCCUUCAAGAAUGGUAGUGGUUCAGUGCAGUCUGUGCCACAAAGCCCCAUUGGGGUGUUGGAUGUUGCAUGCUUCAGCUAUAAAAGUGAUGAUCACACCACAGUUGGGUCAUGUGCAAAUUCUUUUCAUAAUGGCUCAGACACCAAAAGAAGGAAGCUAAACAGACCCUAUGAAGUGGAGUUAUAGAAGCAGCCAAACUAUGGGGUUUAGGGUUUCCAUUAAGUAGAUUGUUGUUGUUGUUGUGUUGAUGAGGAGAUUGGUCAAAGAGGAAGGGAAAAAAAAAACAUAGACAGUGCCGAAAUCAAAAAUGGGGGUGAACUGAGAACAAAAGAUGAGAGAGGAAGGAAUUGAGUAAGUUAGGUCAUGGGCUGAGGAUGGAAAAUGGAAUCAAUAUGUCUCAUGCUUUUGGGAUGAAGAAGAACCUCUCCAGCUGUUAAAUAUUAGACUUCUUAACAGCAAGAGACUGUGAGUAGGGAAAAAGGAGGGGAAGGAAGAAGAAAAAAGUUUAUAAGCUGGUGCUGUUUGUGAGAGAUAUAGUUUGUUUUUAUGUUUUGGGAGUUUUAUUGGUUUAGGAAAAGAGAAAAUAUGGAACAUUGAAAAAAGUAUUUAUAUGAUUGCAGGAAUUUAAAUAAUUCUUA
Messenger RNA from Rosa chinensis, 2171 nucleotides. RefSeq names its product cyclin-D3-1. NCBI's taxonomy places the organism in Eukaryota, Viridiplantae, Streptophyta, Magnoliopsida, Rosales, Rosaceae. Gene Ontology annotation, cellular component: cyclin-dependent protein kinase holoenzyme complex; nucleus; cytoplasm. Gene Ontology annotation, biological process: regulation of cyclin-dependent protein serine/threonine kinase activity; mitotic cell cycle phase transition. The record is from RefSeq and is a predicted model, not a curated record. Gene Ontology annotation, molecular function: cyclin-dependent protein serine/threonine kinase regulator activity. Bases 637 to 1719 code for a protein of 360 amino acids. The transcript has 6 exons.